This is a messenger RNA of Acinonyx jubatus (cheetah), 3154 nucleotides long. Its product is annotated as T-cell surface glycoprotein CD1a-like. Lineage: Eukaryota; Metazoa; Chordata; Mammalia; Carnivora; Felidae. The record is from RefSeq and is a predicted model, not a curated record. Gene Ontology annotation, biological process: positive regulation of T cell mediated cytotoxicity; immune response; antigen processing and presentation, endogenous lipid antigen via MHC class Ib. Bases 117 to 1139 code for a protein of 340 amino acids. The transcript has 6 exons. Gene Ontology annotation, molecular function: exogenous lipid antigen binding; endogenous lipid antigen binding; lipopeptide binding. Gene Ontology annotation, cellular component: external side of plasma membrane.
GAAGGCGGGUGUGUUGAGAAGGAAGUCAGAAGAGAGGGGCUGCGUGUGGGGAGGUUUGUGAGAACAGACGCCAAAGACCCACUUUCCGAGAGAAAGAAAGAACAUCUGCACAUAAGAUGCUGUUGUUGCAACUGGUCUUGCUCACGGUUCUUGUCCCAGGUGGUGACAGUGACGACGACUUCCAGGAGCCAAUCACUUUUCGAAGCAUCAUGACAGCAUCCUUUUACAACCAUUCCUGGACACAAAAUCUGGGCUCUGCUUGGCUGGAUGGGCUGCAGACUCAUGGCUGGGACAGCAAGAAAGGCAUUUUCAUGUACAAGCGGCCUUGGUCCAAGGGCAACUUCAGCGAGAAGGAGCUGAGGGAAGAGGAAAGGACAUUACAGACAUUCUCCAUGAUUUUUCCUUUGAUAUUUCAGAACCAUGUUCGUCAAUGGCAACUUGAAUAUCCCUUUCAGGUACAGGUGGCAAAAGGCUGUGGACUACAUGUUGGGGAGCCAUCAGUAGGCUUCAUGCAGAUUGCAUAUGAAGGAUCAGAUCUCGUGAGCUUCCAGAACAUGUCAUGGUGGCCAUCUCCAAAGGGAGGAAGGAGGGCUCAGCAGGUCUCCAAACUAUUCAAUCAGUACCAUGUGGUCAACUUACGAAUACGAGCACAUAUUAUUGACAUCUGCCCCCGUUUCCUCUUGGGUCUUCUUGAGGCAGGGAAGGCAGAUCUUCAGCGGCAAGUGAGGCCAGAGGCCUGGCUGUCCACUGGCCCAAGUCCGGGGCCUGGCCAUCUGCUCCUCGUGUGCCACGUCUCUGGCUUCUACCCAAAACCAGUGUGGGUGAUGUGGAUGCGGGGUGACCAGGAGCAACAGGGCACCCGACGAGGCGAGGUCUUGCCCCAUGCUGACGGGACAUGGUAUCUUCAGACGUCCUUGGACGUGGAAGCCAGAGAGGCAGCUGGCCUGUCUUGCCGAGUGAGACACAGCAGUCUAGAAGGCCAGGAUAUGGUCUUCUACUGGGAGCAACACCGCCCUGUGGACUUGCUCUUCCUGGUGGUGAUCGUGCCCCUGGUGCUUCUGGCAGGUCUUGCCUCCUGGCUCUGGAAGCGUCGGAAAUCACACAAGACACCUCAGUGUACUGGCCUCCCUUUGGAGUGAGAUCCCAGCAGCCCAGGACCAGGACGUCCCUAAACCCAGCUCAGUGGUGAUGGACCAGCAAAUCUCUGUGUGACUGUUGUCUUUCCUUUCUGGUCAGUGAUCAGUUGUCAAGAUGAGUUAAGUGUAGUUUAGGGGGAUUUGUUGUUCUGACCUGACUCUGGGACUUAAAUCUCAAAAUUAUCUCAGAGUAUAAUGAAGUCCCAGCAAUGUCCAUGCGUCACAGGCAUCAGACAUCACUUCCUCCAGUGAGCCGUCCCUUAUUCAUAACUGGAAGCAGUCUUUGCUUCGUGAGAAUUAGCACCACAUUUUCCUGCACUUGGCAAAUCUAUUCCUGACCCCCAGCCCUUGUUGCCAACAGUUAGGGUCCUUUCCCUUCUAAUUCUUAGGACUUUAGAGAUGAGGUCCAUGUCUUUUUAAUAUUUGUAUCCUUGGCAAGGAGCCCCACUGCAUGGAAUAUGUCCUCAAUAAAUACCUGUGUUGAAUUUAUGUCAGUUUCAUAGGUUUGUCUUUUUCUUUUGCCUCCUGACAGGUUUGUAGUAGUCCAGAUGUUUGUACACGUGGACAUUUCUGGAAAAUAACGUUGACAUAGAAGGGACGGAAAAGGUGAAAAAUAUUGGGAGGGGGAGAGCAAAUCAUGGCACUUCACCAAACUUCUCCCCUACAUUGGACUAUUUGCCUGCUUCUGUUGGAUCCAGUCCACCUGUCAUGCUCUCAUGGCCACCUUGUGGUUUUUGGUUGGUUGACUCCACCCUCGUGUGUAGCCCUGGGUUCUAAUCAGCCUGACUUCCUCAGGAGAAAGCAUCUCUGACAAUGUGACAGGACAAAGGAUGGACAGGUAACCUCCCAUUCAUGACAAUCAUCAGACAGCUGCCACUUGUCCUUGCCCAGAGUGAUGGUUCAGGGCCACGCACCUGCUCCAGGUGGCUCAGGUCACAGGCAUUCUGAUUCCCAUGGUCAAUGGCAGAGAAUGAGAUGAUCUUUCUUGUCCCAGAUGAUAAAGUCGGGGUAUGAAGCGUAAACAACUGCAAUCCAUUUUUCAGCAGCAGAACAGCAAGCCUGAGGAUGACACCUGCAUUCAAGAAGGCAGAGAAAUUGUACAUGUGAAGUUUUCCAAGAGGUUGGAUCCAACGUGUUCUCACCACAAGAAUGAGAAGAAGAGAAAAGAAAGAGAAAGGAGAGGACCCAGAUGUGAGGUGGUGGGGUAGUGUGGUUGUGGGCAUCACGUCACCCUGUACAUCUGGUGUGUACUUCGUUUUAUGUUUUUUUUGGAGAAAACAGAGUUUAUUGCCCAGCAAUUAAAAGUAUUCAAAUGUGGGAUGAAAGCUACAUAAAAUGUUAAUUUUCACGGUUUGCUUGAAUUCAGGUUUUCUUGACCAAUUCUUCAUUUUCCUUCAAAAUGCUGCAUGCCACUCGAGGCUCGGCAGCUCAGGACCUGAGCGUCACCUGCAGCUCCCUGCAUGCCGUGUGCACUGGGCUCCCGACGUUCUUCAGGCCGUCCUCUCGGAGAAGCUGUUGGAAGACUUUCAUCAGGAGGACCUUUGUUCAUGUCACAUCACAGGCUCUGCUGCACCAGCCAGAGCUGGCGAAGGCCCAUGUGGCCCGUGGGGCCUCCCAGCCAUCCUUCCUCAGGGGCUAGAAAACUGCAUUCUGUACAAAGGUACAAUUUUCAUUUGUCAUCAUAUUCCCGUGAAGCAGAAAACAGUAGCAACAACAAAAUCAAAGCAUCACAAAAGUGAAGGCAGACGCACAAACCCGCAGAAUGGACUGGAGCCCCAAUAACCCUGGGAUCCCCGGUUCCAUCAGCCCAUUCAUUUCCUGUAUGGUUUCAGCCCACAAAGGUGGAUUUCUGUCCUUUGUGAUUGGGUGCUCCCUCUGAUGGACGUGGACGUGGCCCCUGGGGAUGCUGGGAUAAUAUCUCUCUUCCUUGCGGUGUUCUUCCUCACUCUUCUCUUCCUUGCCUUCAAUUCUUGAAAAAUAUUCCUCUAUUCUUUUUCUUGCCUGCUUGCCUUUUUCUU